UCUUCUUCUUUAAAAUGCCAUUUCAUGAUUUAAAAUCUUGAAAGUUUUGCCUUGUGAUUCUCAACAAGUUUUUACUAUUUCAUCACAAAAUCAACUGGCUAUAGGUGAUGACAUUUUUAUAUUUGAUGACAUUCUGGACUCUAAUCACAACGAUUUGGUGGAUAUGAUCACAAACCAACUUGCUCAUGGCAAUCAUGUUAGUCUCGUAUAUCAUGAUACCUACGACAGAUUUGACUCAAACAUUUUACUCGGCCUUGACUCCUUAUUCAAAACAUCUCAGAAUGUUUAUGUCAAAUUUACAGAAUACGACGACCAACAAGCGCAAACAGAUUUAAUUUCACCAGACAAUACACAAAAUGAAUACCGUAUUGAUGCUAUUGAUUUAGCUGAAAAGUACUACCAAUUUGGCCUUUCUCAGCAUACAAUUGGUUCAGUAUCCAUCUUUUCUAUCCUAGUCAAAGAUACAGAUGCACAAUUUAACCUGGUGAAUAUAUCACAUUGUUCAAACCAUAUUAUGGACCAAUUCUUUACUUUUUGCACUCAAGGCAGCCAACAACACAAUAUAUGGCUUUAUGAACUUGAACAUAGUUCAAGCAUUAUUUAUCUUAAUUACAUUCAUCCCUCAGAUAACUUGGCUCAAUUAAAACACACAUUGGAUUAUGCUUCAUCACUUUCUCAACACAAAUCAACAGCCCAUACCACAAAAUCAGUAUUAUCGUCUGAUGAAAAUCUACAUCGUAUCAUCUCUCGUUUAUCAAACGAAAUACAAAUGCUCAAGCAACAAAAAGGCAGAGAAUCUACCUCGACUUACUCCGAGGGACCAAGAAAUAUCUCUAUGUUUUCAUCUGUGUCUAAUUCAACGAGUGCUACUAUCCUUACAGAUGAAAAGUUUGACCAUGACAUACAUGAUCUUCAUCGACAGAUAGAAGAACUGGAGAACCAAGUUACUGUCACCCGAGAACGCAACACACUGGUUGAACAAGAAUUAGUUGAUAUAAGUAACAACAAUCAACGUCUAUGCAAAAUAAAUGAUACACAAGCCCAGCUUCUAGAUGGACUAGAGCAAAAAAUUACAGAGACAGAGAACCUUGUUCAAAUCUUGUCUCGACAAUUAGUAGCUGAACGCUCACUGUAUGCAGAGCAUUAUGCGCCCGAUAAACGCGAAUUAGAAGACUGUCUAAAAGUGAUUCAGCAAUUGGUGUCUAAGCAAGAAGAACAGCAUUCACAUGCGAUAGAAGAACUGAUCAUCAUACAGAAAUGGCUAGCUUCCAAGAAUGAUGCACUUAUUGAAGAAGACGUGUUUGAUACCUAUUUAGAUCAUAUCCCUGAAGAACAAGACUGGAAACAGGCAUUCCAGCAAUUGCAGCAAAAGACAUUGGUGCUUGAAAGAAAAUUAGUGGAAACAGAAGCUGAUUUAGACGUCUGUCGACAAGCCAUUCGAAAUAAUGACAACUCAGGUCUUGUUGGUAAACUCGAAAACGAUAUUGCUCGAUUAGAGACAGUACAAGAUAGCACCGCAGUGAAUCAACAUAUUGAACACCUUGAAUCUGUUGUGCAAAACUUGAACCAACAACUCUUGGAUGCUACACACCGAUCUAUGGAAAAAGACAGGCAGAUUGCCUCACUUCAACAACAACAGCAACAAUAUGAUACCAAACAUAAAAGCAAUGAACUAACAGUAUCACGUCACAGACGAACACUAUCUAAUCAGACUACACGCAGUAAUAAUCCUCAAGCAGAACAAGCUCAAUUGAUGCGCUGGAUCUAUGAAAACAUUGAUGACCCUACUGGUCGUUCUGAAGUGAUUCAAAAGUUCUCUCAAAUGUCUGAUGAUAAUGCGCAAUUGUCCAUGUGGAUUCAUGAUUUAGAAGCACAACUGUUCUCAGAACGACAACGUAUGGCACAAGAAAACAAAAGCUUGGAAUGCGAAGUCAUGAAUUUAGCACUUCAGUUAGAGAAAGAACCUGUCAAACGAAGAAGUCGUUCCUCAACACAAAGCAAACUAGAACGAUCCUCUGUCUUAUCUGCUGCUGAGCAGCGAUCACGAUCACCUAUCAGUAGCUUCCCUCCUCCACCAACAGAACCACCAAGUGAACCUUUACCUCCUGUACCAGCACCAUCAUCAUCUAAAAAACAAAGCCGUGUCUCAGACAUUGUAUCACAACUUGAAUCCUCUCAAUCUAAAGUCCAGGCUCAACAACAAGAACUUACUGCACAUCAUGGUGAGCUAGACGCUCUCAAGAAGCAAUUGGAAAACAUCUCUCUUGAACUUGAAAAUGAACGCAAACUAAAACAAAAAGCUGAAAAAGCUCAUCAAAUCUUGGAAAGACGCAUAGAAGAUUUAAUGACAAAUAAAAAGAACAAGUUCCGUUGCUUUUAAGAUAACUUCUUUUGUGCAUCAUUGAAUUUUCUGAUGGUUAAUUUACAUUCUGUUUCUCUACACAAGUCUGGCAAUUGAGUAGUGUUGAGUUGAUUAAAGAAAGUGAGACCUGCUCCGCGUUCAACAGCGUCUAGGGGUACUUUGAAUGCUGUCAAGGGUGUUUGAUCGGGAAUGGGUUGAUUGGGUAACACGAAUGCACCCACAGUGUAGCGACCUUGAUGGUGUGUCAAGAUGACCUUGUAAAAAUGAGUAGGUACAGCGACAUUGGGAGGGUUGCCAAUCAUUUGAUAUUUGACAUAAAAUUUGCCAUCAGCUUCUUGAUGGGGUAAAUAUAAAGGACCAGUGAACACAUAGACAUCAGAGAAUUUUUGAGUCAAUUCUCUGCAAAAAUGUUCAAGAUGAGCCCAGUCUAAUGAAAAUCAUGUUAGCUCAAGC
This is a messenger RNA of Gilbertella persicaria, 2815 nucleotides long. RefSeq lists its product as uncharacterized. The coding region runs from base 164 to 2380 and encodes 738 amino acids. The transcript is spliced from 5 exons. The record is from RefSeq and is a predicted model, not a curated record. Lineage: Eukaryota; Fungi; Mucoromycota; Mucoromycetes; Mucorales; Choanephoraceae.